Endocarpon pusillum Z07020 is the source of this 690-nucleotide messenger RNA. RefSeq lists its product as uncharacterized. Bases 1 to 690 code for a protein of 229 amino acids. NCBI's taxonomy places the organism in Eukaryota, Fungi, Ascomycota, Eurotiomycetes, Verrucariales, Verrucariaceae. The transcript has 2 exons. The record is from RefSeq and is a predicted model, not a curated record.
AUGGCUACACUACUAAUCAACCGAGUAAAGUGUGUACCGCUCUCGACACGGGCAAAGCAACCAUCACUUUGCGCCCGGGCUCUCCUCCUCGCUGUGCUCUUUUCACAUCUUCCAUCAAUCACAGCAUCACCUUUACCAUCUCUCCAAGCAUCAGCCCCAGAGUUCGAUCCCGGAGACGCACUAGCACCAGCAUCAGACCGAGAAGGCGACGCCUCUAGGGGAGUAUCGCUCGAGUACUCAGAUCUCGAAGUGAUAGAUCCAACGACGGGUCUCCACGUGAAAGACGAGGAUGAAGGGAAUCUCGACUACGAGGAUCAUGUUGACGAGGACGAGAGGAUAGGUGUCGAUGUGACGGGUAAUGAAACCGAGCCGGUGGUAGAAGACCGCACCGGACCUCACCCAACCGCACAUCCAACGAGCUCACCCUCCCUUGGACCCUCCAGCCUCCCAGACAAGUUCCUCGCCUCCUUCUCCGGCCUCGUCAAAUCCGGCUUCUGGAAGGCCCUGCUCGGGAGCUUCCUCGUCUUUUGGAUUCUGAUUGCUUCCACUGUCGGCGCGCUGGUGGUCAUCGGGAUCCGGGUCAGACGGAUGGAUAGGAGCGGGCAGUUGCGGCGAUGGAGGGUCUCAGGGGAGGAAAUGAGCAUGAGCCAGAGGAGGAAAGAGGUAAGCGAGUGUAUUGAGGAGGAGUAG